AUGACUGCUAACAAAACAGCUCAUGAUAUUGCUAUUGAGAUAAAUACUGUUUUAGCCAAAGAUCUUCAAGCCAAUUUAAGAUGUGCCAUUUGUUGCUCCACGUUGAAAAAUCCCGUGGUUCCAAGCUGUAAUCACCCCUUCUGUAAAGAUUGUAUUGAUCUGUGCUUCAAUAAGAAGACCCAAAUAGAAUGUCCAAUUUGUCGGCAACAAAUCAAAAGAAGAAGUUGCAUUCCAUCGGAAUCACUAAAUAGCCUCGUUCAAGCCUACUUGCAACUAGCUCGAGCAUUUAAACGAGAUGUGGCUGAAGCCGCUAUUAACAUACCGAAAGAAAAUGUUUUUCUCGAAAGUCAAGCUAUUCUUUCAACUCAAACGGAUAGCCCGAUGCGAGACUUCUUACCUCCCAAAGGUUUGCCCCCUACAUUCGCUAAGCCGCGGCCGAAGAGAAAAAACCUUGCUGCUCCGCCCCAACCUGCUAAACUUAGCAAGUUGGUUGAAGAAAUUGAGCCCGAAGAGAUAAAAGAUUGUGCCAUACCUGAAUCUAAUGGUCUCAAACGAUCCGCUCAGGGAAAUGUGAAAUCUCUACCUGAGAAAAAGGUUGCAAAGAAGGAAAUCGACACGAGUAAGGGAGUGAAUGUGGAAGUGCAAUGUGAAUUCGAAGCUGAUUUGUCUAAAAUUAAUAUUCGAACUGUGAUAGAUCAGAAAAGAAAAACAGAUGCAUCGAUUCAUUCUGACAUUGAAGCCUUGUUCUCGAUUUUGCCGGGUAUUGUGUCUAUACUGAUGAAGGAUGAAGAACAAGAAGCACUUUGUCGAAUAAUAAACAUGCGUUCAAUUCGUGACGUAUCUUCAUCCCAGUGGAUUUCGAGAGAAAAAGGCUCUGCUGAUCACAUCGAUAAAUCUCUCGCUAAUAGGGGGCUGAAGAACCUUUCAACUCCAUUAGCCAAAGACGUAAACAAAACCAUUGAAAGUUAUAAUGAACUUGAUUCUGCUAACUUCUUUUCUGAAAUCUCAUCCAAAGAUACUGUCAAAGUCAACACCAUCAGCACCUCAGGUUUGAGUGAUUCAGGUUCCUUUGAGUUAGGAGAACCUCAAGAUCUUGGAGCACCUUUGCCGUUAACAAAACUAACAGAUUCUCGAGAAACUCCAAAAAGGGCUGAUUCUUUCAUUGCUACUCGAAAGUUUGCUGACUUUGGUAUUGAUACUAGUUCGACAAUUGAACCACAUGAGAUCGUUCCUGGAACUCCAAGUUCAGUCACUCCCAUCAAACAUGCGGAUGACAAUAAAGAAAAUGAAUUCAAUGACUCUUUUGAGGCCGAAGUUACUCUUCGUCUAACGGACAGUCUGAGAACUCCAAGUAGUGUAUCUUCAAAACCUGGAUUUGAAUUCAACUCUACUAAACGUAGACAAUCGUACGUGUUAUCAAUGUCGCGAAUAGAAAACCAAACGGAUGAAGAUUUGGUCCACGAGUUCCGAAUAGCAUUCCCUAUGAUUAAAAUUAAUGAUGAUGUUUGUGAUAAUGUAACCCAUCUAGUCGUUAUGAACACUAAUGGUAAGUGCCAUAGGUCACUGAAGUAUGCUUUUGCUAUUGUUCGAAACUGUGAACUGCUAGGAAGGCAGUGGUUGGAAGACUGUGUCAAACAAGGUCGUUUAUUACCUACUGCUCCUUAUACCCCAAGAGUCAGCACUCAAUCCCAAUUGACGGCUUCGCAUAGAGUGCGAACGUCUAAGAUUCCCUUAUUUACGAAUAAGAAGUUUAUGCUACCUCCAAGGUUUAGCAAUCAUCAUGUGAUUACGCGAGAGAAAUUAGGAGAACUGAUUGAGCUAUGUGGUGGAAAACUGAUUACAAAAUUAUGGGAAUGUGAUCCCCAAGACACUUACAUAAUUUUCGCCACGGAAUCGAAGGAGUAUGAUGUCGCUCGACGUUAUGAGUUUGACACUAAAGUUCCGGUUUUGAAUGCAGAGUGGAUCCUAGACUCAGUAGCGGAGUUCCGCACCAUAACUCCUUUCGAUAAAUACCGAGUGUUUAGCACUACAGCAAAUCAAGCAGUCAAAUACUAG
This is a messenger RNA of Auanema sp. JU1783, 2055 nucleotides long. Lineage: Eukaryota; Metazoa; Nematoda; Chromadorea; Rhabditida; Rhabditidae. The record is from the annotation of a GenBank genome assembly.